Magnolia sinica is the source of this 2769-nucleotide messenger RNA. RefSeq names its product disease resistance protein RPM1-like. The record is from RefSeq and is a predicted model, not a curated record. The transcript has a single exon. Gene Ontology annotation, biological process: defense response to other organism. The coding region runs from base 1 to 2769 and encodes 922 amino acids. Lineage: Eukaryota; Viridiplantae; Streptophyta; Magnoliopsida; Magnoliales; Magnoliaceae. Gene Ontology annotation, molecular function: ADP binding.
AUGGCUGAGGCUGUUGUUUUCUUUUUUCUACGAAAAUUGGGCGAUCAACUCGCACAAGAAGUUCAGCUCCUCUCUGGAGUUGAAGGGGAUGUAGCGUGGAUCAAAGCCGAGCUUCAAUCCAUGAAAUCCUUUCUGAAAGAUGCUGACAGACGAAGAGAGAGGGAUGCAGGUGUGGAGGCUUGGAUUAUGCAAGUUCGGCGGUUAGUCUUCGAUGCUGAAGAUGCUGUGGACGAGCACAUGAUCCAAACGGAGAUGCAUCGCCGUCUCAGGGACGGCCGCAUGGGCUGUCUAGUUUCCCAUGCUUGCUUUUUCAGGCAUGUGAUAACUAAAUAUCAGUUCAGUUCUCGGAUGCAAAGGAUUAGAAAGGAGGUGAAAGAUAUCCGUGAAAGGAGGACUCGAUACGAGUUUCAUACUCCCUCUCAGGAAGGGAUGAGUUCAAAUUCUGCAGAUAGCGGACCAAGCGAUCCAGGAGUUGCCGCUUCUUGGGUCGAAGAAGCAGACAUCGUGGGGCUUGAGAACGACGUCAUGAAACUUGGGCAAUUGUUGCUGAGAGAAGAGGAGAUACAACAGCGUACUGUCAUUUCAAUUGUUGGUAUGGGUGGUCUGGGGAAGACUACUCUUGCAAAGAGAUUCUAUAGAACUGCAAAGACAAGUUUUGAAUGUCAUGCAUGGAUUUAUGUGUCUCAAUCGUUCCAAAAGAAGGAUAUCUUGAAGCGCAUGCUUGAAGGAUUUUAUGAGAGCAGGCGGGAGGUGGUUCCAAAUCAUACAGAGACAAUGGAUGAGGAAAAAUUAGCAGAGAUGAUCAACGACUACUUGCAAGGAAAAAGGUACGCUCUAUUCCUUGAUGAUAUAUGGGAUAGUCGUGUUUGGGAAGAUAUAAAACAUGCUUUGCCUCGCGAGGGUGGAGGUAAGAUCAUCUUCACAACUCGCAUUCAAAACAUAGCUUCUCCUGUCGAUGAGAGUUGCUAUUUAUACAAAAUGGAGCCAUUAUCUCAUGAUUCAGCUUGGGAGCUCUUUUGUAGAAAGACAUUUAGGAGUAAAUGUCCUCGAGGAACUUGCCCGCAACACUUGAAAGAAGCAGCAGAAGCCAUAGUCGGAAGAUGCAAAGGUUUACCGCUUGCGAUUGUGGCAAUUGGUGGCCUCUUGUCAAAGAAAAGCAUGAAUCCAUCCGAAUGGAAUGCGGUUCUUGAAAAUCUUGAUUGGGAAUUGGGCAACAAUCAAGAUCUCUCAAGACUAAAUACAGUGCUGCUAACAAGUUACAAUGACUUACCUCCUCACCUCAAAUACUGUUUCUUGUAUUGUGGUCUGUUUCCUGAGAACCAUAAAAUCAAGAGAAACAAGCUGAUUCGUCUGUGGGUUGCUGAGGGCUUCGUCAAGGAACAACAGCGAAAGACACUUGAAGAAGUCUCCGGUGAUUACUUUGUUCAGCUCAUGGACAGAAACUUAAUCCAACCUGUCAUUCUUGAAUAUACAGGAGAAUUGAUAGCAUGUCAAGUGCAUUAUCUGAUGCGUGACAUUGCUAUCCAUAUGUUUAAGAAGGAAGAAUUUGCAGCAAUCCUAAAAAAUGAAAGAAAUACUUUCGAAGAAAUGCCGCGUCGGUUGGCAAUCCAAAACACUGCAAUUAGCAUUCCAGGAACCAUGUCUGAAUUGAAUCCUCGGUCACUUCUUGUAUUUAAUGACAACAAGUUUCCCUCUUCCUCUUUGUGUACAAUGUUUUCUGAAUUUAAAUUAUUGAGAGUAUUAGAUCUAGAAGGCACAAAAAUAAAGAUUUUUCCGAAUGAAGUGGGAAGCUUGAUUCACUUACGGUAUUUGAGCUUGAGGAGGACACAGAUUAAGGAACUCCCAGAUUCAUUGCGAAGACUGCACAACCUACAAACGCUCGAUGUUAGAGAUUCCCAAAUGAAAGGUUUACCCACUGGAAUAGAGAUGCUUUUGAAAUUGAGGCAUCUUCUUUUAAGGAAAUUUUAUGGCAGAAGGGAAUUCUAUAAGGUGCUUAAGCAAACAGCCAGUUUAAGCAACCUCCAAACACUAUCAGGUGCAUCAGUGGACAGUGGCUUUUCAAGAGAGUUGGGUUCCUUAACCCAACUUAAGAAAUUAGCAAUUGGGGAAGUAAAAGGGGAAGAUUGUAGAGAACUAUGUAAUUCCAUUACUCAGUUGAAAUGGUUACGUUCCCUCAAAAUAAUGAGCCUUGGCCGAAAUGAAGAAGUUCGUUUAGAAGAAUUGUCACAGCCUCCACAAUGUCUUGAGAAACUACAUUUGGUAUGUGGGAUGAAGGAGCUUCCCCAAUGGGUUGGUUCUCUCAACUGUCUUCAGGUGAUGAAACUCUGGCAUAGUCAAUUUGUGAAAGACCCAUUCAUCAUCCUUGGACAGUUACCCAAUCUGGUGUACUUGUCUCUCAUUAAUGCCUAUGUGGGGAAGCAGAUUUGUUUCAGGUCUGGAGGAUUUCCCAAGCUCAGAACCAUGGAAAUCAAUGAUAUGAAGGAAUUGGAAGAGUGGAGUAGAAUAGAGGAGGGCACAAUGCAAUCUCUACAGUGUCUCUUUAUUUACAGUUGUCCAAAGCUACAGAUGCUGCCAGAUGGGCUUCAGCACGUCGCUGUCAUCCAACAACUAUAUUUAGGUGAGAUGCCAGAAGAAUUCAUGGAGAGGGUAAAGAGGGGCGGAGAAGAUCAUUUCAAGGUGCAUCACAUACCUGAAAUUAGAACACUUCGUCGAGUUGGUGAGGAAUACAAGUCAGACAGAAUUGCUGUAGAUAGAGAAAAGAACGAAUAG